Molecule: messenger RNA, 1444 nt
Organism: Pisolithus orientalis
Lineage: Eukaryota; Fungi; Basidiomycota; Agaricomycetes; Boletales; Pisolithaceae
Exons: 3
Coding region: 199-999 (266 amino acids)
Source: RefSeq, a predicted model, not a curated record
CAACACUAGUGUUCACAAGAUGCCGCUUGUAUGUCACGUGACAUCAUGUCCGGGCGGCUGAGUAAGCGAAGCUUCAUGACGUUGACACUUACGAAGCAGAGCUUGAUAUCAGUAUAUUCCGUCCAUCUUGUAACCAUUGCUCCUUUACGCUUGACCUCUUCUAAGUAAAAGCGAAAUUAUCAUAGACAGGAUUGCUAAAUGGCUAAUCUUAUCCGACUUCCAAAGUCGGGCAGCGAUUGGACCACCUACGACUUGAUGGCAUACAAUAUCACCGUUAAAACCCAGUCAUUUCGAGAAUUCUUCCUUCGAAACUCUGAAGCAUCAUUGGCAAACUUAGACCCCUCCCUCGUUAACUCCACUAUUGGUGCAGAAUCGGGUCUCCCAGACCGCACUGUCCGAUAUCUCUCACGCCUUGACUGGGCCACCUAUGGCGGUCAAGAAUGCUUCAUGGACGACUUCUAUUAUGAGACCCUCCUCUUAUUGGGUUUUGAAGAACGGAACGCAAUAGUCUGUGGUCGCCACAUUAUCCCGUUGACAAUCUGUGGCGAUCAUCGCCAAACUGCACAAAUGGAUGCCUGUUUACUCAAUCGACAAUCGAUGGUCUUGCUUGUUUUGCAAGGUGACAAAACAAUGUUUGGUUCAACUCACCCUGAACCACAAGUCAUCGCAAAGGCAAUUGCUGCGUACCAGUACAAUAACGAGCAACGGCAGACCAGAGAACUCCCACUCCUUGAUGCCAUGACUAUUCCAUGCAUCACUAUGGAUGGUACACGACCAACCUUCUACUUGGUUCCUGUCACCGAAGCGCUUAGCAAUGCAGUUGUGACUGGCCAGUACCCCAAAGCUCCAACUGAGGUUGUGAAGUGCGUCACUUCCUUGCGGCACAAUUACCAAUCCGAUGGAGGCAUGGAGACCCCAGCAUAUAGGCAGCUUGCUUUUCGGCGAUUUCUUGCCUUCAAAGACCUCGCAAAGGGCUAUUCACAGACAUACAUUUUCUGAUUGACAUUGCAACUCUUGGUUCCCAAAAGCUGUGAGCUAGGUGAGGAGGUGGCAUUGUCAUGCUUUCGGUUCUGCUACUCUUCAUGGUACGAUGUCUCCACCUUGGGCGGCCAUACAGGAAGUGUCAGCGUCCUGUGAGCAGUACGCGCAAAGCGGUCAUGAGAUCUUUCCCGGUGACCAUGCAACUUCGUACACUUGUCGUAUAAUUUCCGGCUUUUCUCAAACACGAUGUUUCUUUGAGCUUUCAUAACAAAUGUACAGCAAGUCUGAGUGUAGUCGGGCUCUCGCGGUGUCAAUCGGAUUCAGAGCCGACCCCACCCAUGUAAAGGACUAUUUGACGCUUCGGGUUAUUACCACUGGGAUCUUUUUUUAGCUAGUUGAAAUGAGCAGCAACAUGCACAGAGGUCUGUUGGACGGCUCACACUGACAUGGGCAUGAGUAUUUG